Molecule: messenger RNA, 1182 nt
Organism: Trichomonas vaginalis G3
Lineage: Eukaryota; Parabasalia; Trichomonadida; Trichomonadidae
Product: phosphoprotein phosphatase protein
Exons: 1
Coding region: 1-1182 (393 amino acids)
Cellular component (GO): nucleus; cytoplasm
Molecular function (GO): protein serine/threonine phosphatase activity
Source: RefSeq, a predicted model, not a curated record
AUGAUAGCUCAAUAUGUUGUUAAUGCUUAUCAGACAUUGAUAUCAGCAGCUAAAAACAAUGAUCCUAAUCAACUUCCAAUGGAUAUUCCAAAACUCAAAGCUGAAGAUCUUAAAAAUUUAUUAAAUGUUGCUCAGAAUUUUUUCCAGUCUGAACCGAUAUUAUUUCGCCUUAAUGUAAAUUGUAUCAUUGUAGGUGAUUUGCACGGAAAUUUAAGAGAUCUACUUCGAAUUUUCGCUUUCAAUGGACUUCCACCUGAAAGAAAAUACAUCUUCCUUGGUGAUUAUGUUGAUCGAGGAGAGUUUAGUAUCGAAGUUAUUACUCUAUUAUUCAGUUUGAAGAUUCUUUUCCCAAAUGAUAUCUAUUUAAUCCGUGGUAACCAUGAAUUUAUGGAGAUCAACUCAGUUUACGGAUUCAAGGAUCAGGUUCUAGCCGAAUAUGAUGCUUACAUGUAUAAAGUAUUCAAUGAUUGUUUUGCAUAUAUCCCUCUCGCCUGCGUCUUAAACGAGACAUUUUUCCUUGUUCAUGGAGGAUUGAGUCCAUCUCUUUCCCAUGUUGAAGAACUUGAUGUAGUUCAGCGUCCAAUUUACACACUUAACGAGCAGAUGCUUCAAAAGUCGUUUAUCGCCGAUUUGCUCUGGAGUGAUCCUGGCGAUUCCAACGUCAUGUACGUUAAGAAUUACCGUGGCUAUGGAUAUCUUUUCGGUCCAAUGGCUGCAUUAUCUUUUCUACGUACAAAUAACUUGAAGCGUAUCAUCAGAUCGCAUCAGUGUGUUAAUGCAAUCCAGAAGGCCCAUGGAAAUACUGUUAUUACUGUAUUUUCAACAAGUAAUUAUUCUAAGAAAGCCAAAAAUACAAGUGGUAUAUUAGAAAUUACUGGACAAGACGUUAACACAUACAUAUAUGAUGCUCAAGACCAGUUUAAGAAAUCUGAUGCAAGUUACAGAAUUAUUGAAGCUGUUGAAAGGUCUCCUCUCUGUUUCUGCAACAAGUUCAAUUCUGUUAUUCAGCCAAAAGCUCGCAAGCGAAGGGCUACAGUUGAUGAAAUGCAAAAAUCCGAAAAUCGCAAAUCUAUUACACCACAGUCUUCUCUUCCAAGAUUAAUAUGUACUCCUACAAAAGGUGAGCGUUUAUCAAUGAAUUAUAGCUCAGGAAUCCAGUCAAUUUUAUUGAAUUCCAUGUAA